AUGAGCGACGUCAACGACGGCGAGCGCGACCAGCUCACCGUCCCCGCGGGCGUCGCGGGUCUCGACGGCGUGAUGUACCUCCACGGUCUCUUCCCGGAGGCGUUCUUGGCCGAGAUCGACGCCGCGCGAGAGGACACGCCCGUGACGCUCGCGUCCUCGAACAUGUACUGCGACCGACGGUUCCUUCGCGACGCCGCGCUCGCGUCGAGGGUGUUGGAACACCUCCCGCGCGAGUUAGGGUUCAAGCACGUGCUGUCCGACUUGAGGUUCUUGGAGUACCCGCCCGGCGGGCACAUCUUGACGCACGUCGACGGCGUCAGAAGGGACGACGAGACGAACGUCGACAGCACGAACUCGUUCCUCCUCUUCAUGGCGUCCGUCCCGCCGGGCGAGGGCGGGGAGACGGAGUUCCUCGCCGAGGCGAACGACGACGCGGAGGUGUUGUUCGGGGGGAGGCCGGUCCGCGGGAGCGUACUCGUGUUCCCUCACGGCGUCCCGCAUCGAGGGCAGUUCGUCUCGAGCCACGCGAAGGUGUUGCUCCGGGGUGAUUUAUAUUAGCGGUGGGAAAGCGACCCGGGUGGUGCGCGAGUGGCGCAGUGGGCAUUUAGUCAUAGAGUAGUCAGCGUGCCGUAGUACGCGGAAUCGUGCCGUGUACGAAGGCAGGAGAAGUCGUCCUACGAGAUCGCGCGCGCGUCGUCGGCGCACACCGCAGCGCACGUCGAACCAUGAGCUCGGUCGCGCAACACGCGCGGCGCAGCCUCCGCGCGGUCGCCACGCAGUGGGCGACGCGCACGUCCACUCGCGCGAUGAUCAUCCCCGGCUCGCAUCAGGAGUCGCUGAAGAAGAAGGCGCAGCGGGACGA
Messenger RNA from Micromonas pusilla CCMP1545, 862 nucleotides. RefSeq lists its product as uncharacterized. The transcript has a single exon. NCBI's taxonomy places the organism in Eukaryota, Viridiplantae, Chlorophyta, Mamiellophyceae, Mamiellales, Mamiellaceae. Gene Ontology annotation, molecular function: L-ascorbic acid binding; iron ion binding; oxidoreductase activity, acting on paired donors, with incorporation or reduction of molecular oxygen. The record is from RefSeq and is a predicted model, not a curated record. Bases 1 to 558 code for a protein of 185 amino acids.